Molecule: messenger RNA, 1849 nt
Organism: Cutaneotrichosporon oleaginosum
Lineage: Eukaryota; Fungi; Basidiomycota; Tremellomycetes; Trichosporonales; Trichosporonaceae
Biological process (GO): protein modification process; endosome to lysosome transport; protein transport
Cellular component (GO): ESCRT I complex
Molecular function (GO): ubiquitin binding
Source: RefSeq, a predicted model, not a curated record
AUCCACCGCUGUCCAAUCUACACCCCUCCAUCAUCCAUCUCCAGCCAUGUCGUCGCUCGACGCCACGCGCGACUGGCUCAAGAACGUCCUCCGCCCAUAUCCGAGUCACGAGCGUAUCCUCUCCGAGGUACUCGGCGUGCUCAGCUCGUAUCGCACCCUCCAAGUCAAGACGGAUGCCUUCACGUUCGACUCGGGGCAGACUGCCCUCCUCCUCCUUCUGCACGGUACACUGCCCAUCAACUAUCGUGGUGCGACGUACCAGAUUCCGGUCCACGUUUGGGUGCCCCAUGAGUAUCCCCGCCGACCACCUAUGGCCUUCGUUGUGCCCACGAAGGAGAUGGGAGUGCGCAAAAGCCGCGAGGUGGACCCAGGAGGCCGCGUGCGCGAGGAGGUUGUCGAACAUUGGUGGGCGAGCUGGCCAUCCCCUAAUCGCGACAUUCCCACUCUCCUCAACAAGCUCGCCGAGAUCUUCUCCGCCACGCCGCCCGUAUACGCCAAACCGCCUGAAAGGCCUUCCUCCCAGCCCCGUUCCCCUGCCCAGUUAUCCGCGCCGCAGCCCGUUCCUCCCCCAAGACCAUACUCAAACGGCGAAGCGCUACCAACAUAUGCGCGCCGACAGGGCUCUUUGCCGGGCUCAAGCGACCGCGCUUCGCCCACGCCGAUGCCUGGCUCGCCUCCCGUCCCUCUCCGACCUGGACAAGUGCCACCCGUACCACAUCGCCCGCAGUUUCCACCCCCACGCGCGGGGACGCAAAGUCCGCAGCCAUUCUCGCCCGUGUCGUCGGCCGGCGGGGGGUCAUGGCAUGGCCCACCGGUGCUGCCUGCACCAUUCCUGCCAGGCCAGCAUGGCCCCCUAGGUCAGCAGCCGCCUCCCCCACCACCUCCUCCCCCGCAGAUGCCGAUGCCGCCAUAUCCCCCGCAGCCGCCUCCUCAGCAGAUGUGGAGUCCAGUGCCAGGGCUGGCGCCGCAGCAGCAGCAGCCUCAACCUCCUCAGCCUCCGCCCCUUCCUCCCCAUCUCCAAUCUCCUCGGCAACCUGAGCAGCCUCAGCACCCUCGGGAACCUCAGCAUCCUCAGCCUCCCUACGGUCAACCGGGCCCAGGCUAUCCCCAGUAUGCCCCGCAGGCCUUCCAGCAACCCCCGCCUCCCACCCUACCCCCGCAACGCCCACCAGACCUCAUGUCGUCGUCUCCUGAGACAACAACCGCUGCUCUCCCGGACCCCGCCGACGCGCCACCCAUCCCCCCUUCCAAGCCGCCCCCACCCUCGGUGCUGCAUCUGCACGCCGUCCUCUUGCCUCACCUCGCCGCCUCCCUCCCGCCACUCAUGCACUCGCUGCAAUCGCAGAAGGCGCAACUCGUCGAGCGACGCGAGGAUCUCGCGACCGGCGAGCCGGCAAUCCGAGACGAGAUGGCGCGCCUCGAAGCUGUCAAGAAGGUGUGCGAUGCCGUCGGUGGGCGCAUGCAGGAGGUCGUAAACAAGGGGGAGGCGCGCGUCGCGGAGCUCGAGCAGCGCGGCGACGUGAGCGUCGACGAGGUCGUGUGCAGCAUCUCGAUCGUGCAUAAUCAACUCGUGGAUCUCGUGGCGGAAGACAACGCGCUCAGCGACACGAUGUAUCAUCUUACGCGAGCGCUCGACGCCGAGCGCAUCGACCUCGACCGAUAUCUCAAGGCCGUGCGGUCGCUUGCGCGCGAGCAGUACAUGAAGCGCGCGCUCAUCGAGCGCAUUCAAGAGGGCAUGGGACAGGCGUCGUGGUCCUCGUAAGGCCAUGCGCUGCCUAGUUUUAAUAGAGUGUCAUUAGCAUGUCAUACGCAGGUAGGACUAAGAUGCAUAGCCUAAUCCAACAGUCUC